Molecule: messenger RNA, 2454 nt
Organism: Dunckerocampus dactyliophorus (ringed pipefish)
Lineage: Eukaryota; Metazoa; Chordata; Actinopteri; Syngnathiformes; Syngnathidae
Gene: mgst2
Product: microsomal glutathione S-transferase 2
Exons: 5
Coding region: 89-526 (145 amino acids)
Biological process (GO): leukotriene biosynthetic process
Cellular component (GO): membrane; nuclear envelope; endoplasmic reticulum
Molecular function (GO): glutathione transferase activity; leukotriene-C4 synthase activity; glutathione peroxidase activity
Source: RefSeq, a predicted model, not a curated record
CAUUGGUCAGUGUAGCCCCGCCUCCUGCAGGUGUAUCACUACGGAGUCCAGCUGACGUUCGGGACUCCUUGCAGUGACUCUAGCUGAGAUGCUUGACCAGGUCGUCUGCCUCGCCGCUGUCACCACCAUGGGGGUCCUUGAGCAAGCCUACUUCUCGCUGCAGGUGAUCUACGCCAGGAGGAAGUUCUCUGUCUCCCCUCCUUCUACAUCUGGACCGCCACAGUUUGAAAGGGUCUUCAGAGCUCAAGUCAAUUGCUCAGAGUAUUUUCCCAUCUUCAUCGCCACCUUGUGGACAUCUGGAGUAUUCUUCAACCAAGGUGUGUCUUCAGUAUGCGGCGUGCUCUAUCUGUACGCACGCCUACGUUACUUUAAAGGUUACUCCCAGUCGCCGCAGGAACGGUUGGCGCCGCUCUACUUGAGCGCUCGUCUUCUUUGGCUGCUCAUCGCCUUCUCCUGCGUUGGUAUCUUUUUGUGCUUCUGGCGGAUGUACGCGGACGGGGACCUACUGCAGCUGCUCGGCGCCUGACGGCUCACCUACAACAAAUAAAAGUUGAAUCUUGUGAACUCUCAGGAAGCUUGUUUUUUUUGGAAUAAUAUUAAUAAUAGACCCAAUCAACAUGUGACCAUGCAAAAGAAAAACAAUCACAAACUGUCAUAACAUUUGUUUGGAGCAAAAAAACAAGACUUUGGACUUGUCUACGUGAUGGAUAUAUCGGCUCCAAUGACCUUGUGCUGACUCCUGUACUGCUAUCUCACGUGUGGAAUUUGUCAUGUGUCUAUUUUUGUCCUGUGUGCAGCAGUUGUUUGCAGCAUCCCUUCAAACUUUCCAUGUGACAGCAGCUGCUUCCUUUCUUUGUGUAAUGUCAUCCACACAGGCACCGCCCCACCACACAGCCACCCAAUCCGUGUUGAGUGCAUCAGAAAUACCGUACAUAAAUACACUGCAGACAAAUUAGGCACCAAAAACAAUAAUUGUGAUUUCUUUCUGGUGCCUAACUGUUUCCCAAGUAUAUUAGUGCGUGUGUGAAUUGUAUACACUUAUACAAUUGAAAAUCUGAAAUUAACUACAGUUUAUUUUUUAGAAAGACGCUUUAUGAAAGUAAGUAGAUUUACUUGUAUUCACUUAUAGCCCAGCUUUGACCCAUCCAAUAUGGCGGCGACUUUGACGUACGGGUCACCGUUCGAUGCGGCACCUGUCUGUUUUUGUUUUUGUUAGUUAUUUAUUUACAACGAUUUAAAACAUUCUUUCACUCGGGGACUUGCCUGGGGUACUCGUUAUUUCAGAGAUAAAUGAAACAUGCAAGAGUGUACAGAAACUUCCAACAAGUUUGCGGCGUAGCUUGUGUCAGAAUUAUGCUAACUUGAAAUUGCAACCCAGCAUCUCUACUGCGCAUGUCAAUGUCUGAACCGCCGUUGCAUUUACUGAUCGCGGGAAAGUAUACUGAGCUGAAAAUUAGUGCGUAAAGACAUCACUAUGAAUUGGACCCAUUGUGAUUUCUUUAUGCACUAAUUUGUGUGAAAUUACAAGACGUCACGUUCAGUCUCUUAAUUUUAAAUGUGAAUAAGUUUAAGUUCAAGUCAAUCGACAGCAUGAUGUGUCUUUACAGAAUCUUCAUAUUCUGAAUGUUUAUAGACAGUAUAUAUGUACGGUACAAGACACACAUAUAACAUUUCUGUCUUGUACUCUUGCAAACUUCUUAUCGUAUGUUUGUUUCUUUUAGAACGUCUUUUCAACGUUGGAAGUCUCUGGGCGAUCAUGAAGCUGAAGUUGUCGAAGUGUCCCUGAACAAUUCAGCGGCUCGAGCCAGGCGGGAGGAAUGGUGAUGGAAAUUUUGGCUCUUUUUAGAGAGCCGGUUAUUUUGUCUCGGCUAAAUUAAUUUAUUACCAAAUUAUUUGCAUUGUGUAAAAUUAAUUUCUAUUGUAAAAGUACAUGAUAUUAAAUGCUUAUUAUUUCAUUUGAUUAAUUUAAAUUUUCUACAAAAUAUGAUAUAAUGUUACAUUAUAAAAUACAGAAGGAAAGACACAUCUUAAUAAACACAUUAGGUCAAAUCUCUUCAUGCAUAUUUCUUACGAACGAAUCGGCUCUAAGCACCACUGCAUUUUUAGCCCCGCCCCUCCCUCCCCCUGCUCAGUGUGGACACAGAGACGCCGCAACACAUCUUGACCAAAGACAUUCGCCUUCAAUAGAAAAAAACGAGGAAAAAAACUGGCUCCCAACGGCGCGAACCGGCUCCUGUCGUUCAUUUGAAAGAGCCGGCUCUUACAGCCGAUCCGUUCGCGAACGACACAUCACUAUUGAGGAACUUUUGUUGUCACGAUUGUUUGAUUGUUGGCAACUUUUCAGCUGAGGACGCAGAGGAAACAAACACGACACAAGAAAAGAAGCCGUCGAGCGCAGCCUGAGAGGAGCGGCUUUACGGCGGAGGAGAAGGCAUGGGCUGCGGCCACAGCAAG